Molecule: messenger RNA, 2067 nt
Organism: Magnolia sinica
Lineage: Eukaryota; Viridiplantae; Streptophyta; Magnoliopsida; Magnoliales; Magnoliaceae
Exons: 9
Coding region: 140-1519 (459 amino acids)
Source: RefSeq, a predicted model, not a curated record
AUAGCCUUUCGUAAUUGUUUAGAUUUAAAAUUUCUUCUAUAUCGGCGAUGAUGAAACAUGUGUGUAGCUAUUUUUCUUUUUAUGCCAGGGGUAAUAACAUAGCUCUCGUUAGCUGUUUAGAUUUAACAUUUCUUUUAAAAUGAUCUUUCACUCAGAGGCAGAGUCAUUCGGCGCAGAGCCGCUAGGGGAUGCAGCCCCUGCAGAUGCAGACCCUGAAGAUGCUAGAGGCAGGUCGUCAUCUUCAUCGUCUAAGAAGAGAGGUCCUACCCGAGGUUCAGAAUUACAUGAGAGGACUUCAGUGAAAAGGGUCAUUGGGAUUAAUGAAUUUGGGCAACCGAAUAUAGGGGAUGCAAAUCAGAUCGCAUUCAAUUCAAGCAUUGGUGUUCUCACCCGUGCACACAUUCCGAUCACCUACACAGACUUUCGGUUGGUGCCUCCACAAUACAUUCAGAGGGUCAGUGAUAUCCUGGCAUGUAGUUAUGAAUUUCAGGAUAACCAAGAAGCGUGGUCACCAUACAUUCGUGAUCGCUGUAAGGCUGCUUGGAGAAAUUUCAAGAACACUUUGCAUGCAAAGUAUAUUAAGGACAAGGAUCCUGCAGUUGUGAAAUCGUAUCCUGCCCCUAUUGGUGUCCCUCUUGAGGAUUGGAUGAUCUUCGUGGAUUAUUGCAAUACUAAUAAAUUCAAGGAAUCAAGUGUAAGAAAUGCAUCCAAUUGGGCCAAACAAGUUGGCACUUCUACACUUGGUCGGCGUAGCAUGGCUGCCACACGCCAUGAGAUGGCAAUUGAGAGGAAUCUUACUACUGAUGCCGAGGUUGGUAGGGCUGAGGUGUACAUCCGAGCCCAUACAACAAAGGAUAACAAAGUGCAGUUUCUAGAAACCUUUGAAAAAAUAAAAUCAAUUCAAAGUAGUAAUCCCGCAUCUCGGAUGACCAGUGUAGAUGAUGCCCUUACACAGUCAAUUGGGAGUGAUAGUAGAGGGCGCAUGCAGGGGAUAGGUGGAAAUGUAGGCAAGAUUACAUUGAAGAAGACAAUACCUAUUGUACAUAAGCUCGGUGUGGUGUCGCGGGAACGAGAUAAUUUGGUAGAUAAAUUAGAUGAAAUGCAGAAAAGCCUAGGAGAUCUCCACCAGAAGUUUCAAUGCUUUGUAGAUAAGCAAGGGGAACAAGGGGAUGUGGCUCCACCGACAAUUCCUCCAUUUAAAUCUAGUCAUGCAUCGUCGCCUGAUUUGGUAAAUCUUGGCAAGAGAUGCGAUCUCUGUGAUUGGAAGAAACGGGUAAUUGCUCGUGGUGAGGUGCAUGCAGUGGAUCCAAAAACCUGUGUCCAUGGAGCAGAAAUGGACGAUGGAAAUUUUAGUGUUGUCCUGAUGGAGAUUAUAGCUCCGCAAUCAGAGUUAUGGAAGGAAGAUGGUUAUCAUGAUACGCUUGGAGAGGUGUACAGAAAUUACACCUCAAACAGAGUAUCAUCUGCUGUAAGUUACUUCAAGGGAUCUGGUUUUGAGUGUUGCAGGAUCAUCUGCUGAAGUUGCACUAGCUGGUUCUCACCCCAAAGGUUGGUGUAGGUGUCACUUCAGGGGGAGUUAACCAGAUAAGUUUAUAUUUUUCUUUUUGGUUGCAUUUGAGUGUCUAAUUACCUGCUUGCCUUUUUUCUUUUCUUCUUUCUUUCUUUCUUUUAAUUGUAAUUCUCUUUAAAUGUUUUAGAUCAAUAAGGGACGUCCCUGUAUUCAAGGAACGGUUUCAACAUGACAAUGAAGGUAAACUUAACUCUAAAUAUCACCUUUAUAAUCAGAAUUUUUGCUCUUUAUUGUCUGUUUUUGAAUUAUAAUUUUUUAUAUAAUUGACACCUUUUAUCUCGAAAUAUGAUCUAUGAAGUAAGAUAUGAACGCAAUCCUUAUCAAAAUCCACACCUAGGGGAGCGCAAAUAAGAGGAUUGAUCUUAACAGUAUGGUCGUCAUGCACAUAGACAGAAAAUGCUUGCAAAGAAUGUUUAUGAGUACUCGGUAAUUUUGGAGUCCUUCUUGGUUAGGGUUUGGGCUGAAAGUACGAGUGUUGGAGCCGACGCUUUCGGAGU